UAUCAUUUGCAAUGUCUAUCUAUCUGCCUAAAAGCCUAGGAUAAGGCAUCAUAAAGAGUCUAGGCUACCCAUUUGGUUCUUGACAAAAAACGAGACAGAACAAAGUUGUCUUGUCUAGGUUAUGCAUCACCAUUAUGUGCAAGCUGUUCUUUCUGCAGUUUUCAUUUGUCUGUGCUAAACUCAGUCUCCAGAGGAAACUAGGAGAGCAAACUUCAAAGAAGUUAAAAAGAGCCACACCUAGCUAUAUUUCCCCCCACAAGCUUGUCAUAUAUCACUAAGUAAUUUUAUUCCCAUAAAUUGCCUUUCUCCAUGGAAAUGCAACAAAUUUUUAUAUAUAUAGGCUGGUGAAGUACUUAGAUAUUUUGUGUUGUUGUUGGUUUAGCCUCUAGGUAGACACAAGUAGGCAUAUUUAAUCCUAUUAUCUGUUUCAGUAUUGUCUCUGCACUUAUCUUCCACUGAGUUGAGUCUUUUUCUCUAAGAACCAAAACAUUGUUUCUUAGUUCAACCAGCUAGAAUCACUUUCAUAAUUUUCCCUUCUUAUGGUGACUGAUAAGAUGGUGGAUUAUCCUCAGUUUCUUAAUCUUAUGAACAAAGAAUGGCUAGUAAAUCAUAAAGUCUCAGAGGACAAGAAGUUGGAACUGAGGCUUGGUCCACCUGGGGAAGCUCUAGACUACAACAGAAAUACAACUCAUGGAACAAAGAGAGCUUUCCAACACACAGCUGAAACAAGAACAGGAGAGAAAGAGUGGCCCGUAGAUACUACCAAAAACCAAUGCCAAAAGAUUUCUUGUAUUGAAAAAAUAGGUGAUAAAGUUAAUCUUCCUCCAACUCCAUGGUCCUCAGGUUCUACAAUAUAUUCUGCGUUUUCUAAAGACACCAAGGAGGAGCCACAACAUUCAAAGGCUUCAUUUUUCCGGAACUUACCAGUCUCCAAGAAGCUUGCUGGAAUGGCUGAAGACUUUAAGCAGCCAUGUAGCCCUAGGAUGGCAGUGGGAGAGGUUCAGUUUGCUGAUGGGAAAGCAUGUUGUAGUCUUGCUACUGCUGAUCCAGAUGCCUCCACUAACAUUACCUCCAAUAAAAGAAUUGAAUAUUCCCCAGUUGUGGGGUGGCCUCCAAUUCGAUCAUUCCGGAAAAAUAUUGCGAGCAACAGCUUGUCCAAGCCGGCUUCUGAAUCCUCAAAUGACAAGGACACUGGAGGAAAACCAGAAAAUCCCAAAACUCAGUUAUUUGUAAAGAUCAACAUGGAAGGAAUCCCUAUUGGAAGGAAAGUAAAUCUCAGUGCCUAUAACAGCUAUGAGGAACUCUCACUUGCUAUAGAUGAUCUAUUCAGUGGUUUGCUUGCAGCUCAAAGAGAUCCAUCUGCCACCCAAAACGAAAGCAAGGCCAAGGAAUCAGCGAAAGCAGAAGCUGGUCCAUUAGCUGGAAGUGGGGAAUAUACCCUAAUUUAUGAAGAUGAUGAAGGAGACAGGAUCCUAGUUGGUGAUGUCCCAUGGAACAUGUUUGUUUCUACUGCAAAGAGGUUGCAUGUAUUGAAGAGUUCUGAACUUUCAACUCUACAAAUUUGCAGCAAUGAGAAAGAAAAGGCACCAUUUGAUCCUGCUGUUCAUAUUUGAAGUUAACAUUUAAAAGAGGAUGCAUUUUCUUAUGUUUCAAGUGAAGAAGUUGUGGUGGCAUGGAAGUUUGGGGUUUCAAAACUACAAAUCUAUGAUUUGCAAUCCAUUUCAUGAAAGUUGGUAUAUGAGCUAUGAUGUUCAUAGAAUAAGUUUGUGAAUAUAUUUUGAUGGAUUUCAAAUUUAAUGUUGCUCUUCCUUUUUAUGUACUUGUAGAGGUCAACUAGGUAUUUGGAAAUGGAAACUUGAUGGGACUUUAUAAUCUCUUUUGACAUGCUUGUAAUUGACUUUUAAGAUUUUGUUUUAAUGAUGUUUAGAAUGUUUUGUUUUCUAAAA
Messenger RNA from Gossypium raimondii (Peruvian cotton), 1946 nucleotides. RefSeq names its product auxin-responsive protein IAA6. The transcript has 5 exons. Lineage: Eukaryota; Viridiplantae; Streptophyta; Magnoliopsida; Malvales; Malvaceae. Gene Ontology annotation, cellular component: nucleus. The record is from RefSeq and is a predicted model, not a curated record. Gene Ontology annotation, biological process: regulation of DNA-templated transcription. Gene Ontology annotation, molecular function: protein binding. Bases 540 to 1613 code for a protein of 357 amino acids.